This is a messenger RNA of Candida tropicalis MYA-3404, 1632 nucleotides long. It is a transcript of the gene APE3, whose product is annotated as Ape3p. The record is from RefSeq and is a predicted model, not a curated record. Bases 1 to 1632 code for a protein of 543 amino acids. NCBI's taxonomy places the organism in Eukaryota, Fungi, Ascomycota, Pichiomycetes, Serinales, Debaryomycetaceae. Gene Ontology annotation, molecular function: aminopeptidase activity; metalloexopeptidase activity. Gene Ontology annotation, biological process: proteolysis. The transcript has a single exon.
AUGAAGUUCUUAACACUUGCCGCUUCGGUGACAUUAAUCUCCUCAAUCAAUGCUUUACCAACUUCCAUGAGUUUCUGGAGAAAUUGGUUUAAUUAUCCUGCAGAAUUGAUUGAAGACACCAUUAUUGAUAGUAUUUCCAAUUUAGAUAGUCACCAAGAAGAUUACAUGAUAAUUGAUAGUGUUAUGGAUGAAACCGAAUACUUGAGUUUACCCUUGAUUGAAACAGAAGAUUUACAAUCUUUAAUUAAUGAAGAAGGCUUGCGUUUACGUGCCGAAACUUUAUUUGGACUUGCUCAACAAUCAGUAGCUAAGUAUGACCACCCAACUAGAGUCAUUGGAUCCCCAGGUCAUUGGGCAACUAUUGGCUAUAUAAUAGCUGAAUUGAAGAAAUUGAAGGGUUAUUAUUCUGUUAAAACUCAAAGUUUCAAAGCACUUGAUGGUAAAGUCAAGUCAUUCUCUUUGUUAAUUGAUGGUAUUCAACCAAAGUCAUUAGCAGCAUUGAGCUUAACUCCUCCAACUCCAGAUGGUAAACCUGUUCAUGGUAACUUGGUUUUAGUUGAAGGGUUGGGAUGUAAUGUAUCUGAUUUCCCAGAUUUCACUAAAGGUAAUAUUGCUUUGAUUAAACGUGGUGAAUGUCCAUUUGGUGAUAAAUCUAAAAACGCUGGUGAAGCUGGUGCAUUGGGUGCAAUUAUUUAUGAUGAAGAACCAUUACACGGUACUUUAGGAAACCCUACUGGCAAAGAAGUUGCCACAGUUUCAGUUGCUACCAAGGACGUUAAGGAAUAUAUUGAAAAAUUAACUGCAGAUCCUAAACACAAAUUUGAAACCACUUUGUAUGUUGAUUCUUAUGUCAGGUAUAUUAAAACCUUGAAUGUUAUUGCUGAAACUGUCUUUGGUGAUCAUGAUAACAUUGUUUCUUUGGGUGCUCAUUCCGAUUCAGUGGCUGAAGGACCUGGUAUUAAUGAUGAUGGGUCCGGUACCAUCUCAUUAUUAGAAGUUGCCAAAUACUUGACCAACUUUAAAGUUAAGAACGCCGUCAGAUUUGCCUGGUGGGCUGCUGAAGAAGAAGGUUUGUUAGGUUCUACUUAUUAUGCUGAACAUUUAUCCCCUGAAGAAAAUGCUAAGGUCAGAGUUUUUAUGGACUAUGAUAUGAUGGCUUCUCCAAACUAUGAAUAUGAAAUUUAUGAUGCUAACAAUGAAGAGAAUCCAAAAGGAUCUGGUGAUUUGAAAGAUUUGUACAUCAAUUGGUAUAAAGACCAUGGAUUGAACUAUACUUUGGUUCCAUUUGAUGGUAGAUCCGACUAUGUUGGAUUCAUCGAUGCCGGUAUUCCAGCAGGUGGUAUCGCCACUGGUGCCGAGGGAGUUAAAGAUACUAAAAGCCAAGAGAAAUUUGGUGGUAAAGUUGGCGAAUGGUUUGAUCCAUGCUAUCAUCAAUUAUGUGAUAAUUUGGAUAAUCCACAUUAUGGAGCUUGGGUCAACAACACCAAAUUGAUUGCUCAUUCAGUUGCCGUCUAUGCAAGAUCAUUCGAUGGUUUCCCAAAGAGAGAACCAAAAACGGAUGUUGCCAUUGCUGCAACUAGUGAAUUAAACAACAAUAAAUUCAUUUACAGAGGUCCAAACUUGGUCAUUUAG